CACACUAGUACACUUGUAGCUUUUUUCUCCACCAAGAACCGGAGUUCUAGAAAAAGAGGGAAAAAAAAAAGACCCACUGUGUGUUUUCGUGUGUGUUUGUGAGAGAAACAAAGAGGACAAAAAGGGCUUUCCAUCAUGUUACCUGUUCUCCUUCUUUGUGCUUAAUUAUAUGGGUAUUUAUCGAUUUAUCGAUUCCUCUCUCUAAAAUAGAAAAACAAAGACAUGGUUAUGUAUAAAAACCAUAAAUCCCCAUUUCUUCUCGUUUUCUGACUUGGGAUUUUUCCAUUCUUUCUGUUCUUCAUCGUCUUUGAUGGCUUCACGAGUUGUGUUCUUGAUCUAAAAGCAUGAAUAUGACUUUUUAGUGUUUCUAACGAAAUUCUGCACUAAUGGGUAAUGUUAGUGGUAGAGAAGUAAAGAGUAAAGAGUUUAAUCAAGCUGAUUACUACAUGGAAUGUGGCCAUCGACCGGCGCAAGUUAACAGUAGCAACAGCUAUCCUGCGCAUAUGCUUCACCCCCCUAGGGCUUCUCAGUUCCCCAUGACUAUCACUCCUCAGAGUCAAAGAGGCGAAUUCAACCCAGAAAACAACAUAAGCAUACCAGCAGUAAUCGAUUGGACUCAUGGUGGAAAGCAUGUUGCAAUUGAAGGAUCAUGGGAUAACUGGAGUACGAGGUUGAAAUGCUAUUUUUCUAUUCUCACUCUUUUUUUGAUUGAUAAGAAGUUUUAUACUUUUUUUGUCCGUUUUCUUGAAUCUUUUUAUUCUAUCAGGGAGUUAUUAGAAGGUUCAGGCACUCAUUUCUCAAUUCUUAAGGUGCUAAAUUCUGGUGUUUACCAUUAUCGUUUUAUCGUUGAUGGGGAAUUGACUUAUUCUCCUGAUUUACCACACGAAAGUGAUGAGUUUGGGAAUAUUUACAACGUUUUGGACUUAAAGGGUUAUUACAAUGAAAACUUGGUGAGAGAUCAAGAAACCGAAUACCCUUCUUCCCCAAUAUCAAGCUACAACAAUGCAUCCUUCACAUUAGAUGAUUAUAGUGAGAAAUUACCCGAAAUGCCCCCGCUAUUACAACAUAUGCCUUUGAAUCAAGCAUCUUUUUCCAAGAACUAUGAAGGGGUUUUUCAGAAGCCUUUAUCGGCCAAUUUGGAUCAUUUGUAUAUUAAGAGAGAUGAUAGCAGUCAACCCGUUGUUGCUCUGAGUUCUUCCCAACGAUUUCGGUCAAAAUUUGUGACAAGGGUGCUUUACAAGCCAUUUAAAAAAGCAAGAGAGUAAGAAAGUAAACAAUUUUUAUUUUAUUUUUUGUUUCGUGGUCUUUUUUUUUGUUUAUUUUGGGCUUUUUAGAUUAGAAUCUGUGUUUUUGGAGGCCAUUGAGUCUAUAGUUAAGGAAAAGGUAAGAUCUUGAUUUAUAAAGAUUCUAUAUGAUUACUCCAUUUUGCAAUUGGAAUUUUUUUUUAGUGUAUAUGAUUAGAACCAGCUAUAAACCGCUUCUCUAUUAGAAAGGCCACACAUACUUCCCCAUUUACAAGCCACAUUGGAUGCCUCUUU
This is a messenger RNA of Lactuca sativa (garden lettuce), 1538 nucleotides long. Its product is annotated as SNF1-related protein kinase regulatory subunit beta-2. The record is from RefSeq and is a predicted model, not a curated record. Gene Ontology annotation, molecular function: protein binding. Lineage: Eukaryota; Viridiplantae; Streptophyta; Magnoliopsida; Asterales; Asteraceae.